ACUGACAUUUCAAUUUAUUUACAAAUGCAGGUUAUAAAAAUGUAAACAAUCCGCUCGACGAAACCAUGAUAGAAGUGAUAGCGAAGCUGCCCCGCGGGCACAUCUACCUAUCCGGCGAGUCCCUCGAAUGCCACGUAACCUUCGCCCACCUGCCGUCCCCCACGUCGGCGGUGGCGCAGAGCCACGAGGACGCUUUCGAAAGCCUGGCCUGGGCCUCCGCCCAAAUCCACUGCUACUGCUUCGCCGAUUCGAAGGUCACCCGAGUCGCCGACGCCGACAAGCUGUCCCCCUAUCCCGGCACCGCGCUCGGCCCGUCGACCAACGAAAACGCCAAAGUGGUGGUGAGCACCAAGCCCAAGAUCCUCUUCUGCGAUUUGAGAUUGUCCCCCGGCCAAACGAAGACUUGUACAAUCGAUUACAUACAAUUUUCAUGCACCUAUUGUUCUAAUUAUUGUGUUUUAGUUACGUACGUGGAGCACAUUCCGAACGAUUCCCCGCCAUCGUACCGAGGCCAGUUGGUGAAGUACUCGUACAAAAUCACAGUAGGUACUCAACGCGUUAACAGUCCGGUACGACUACUGCGCGUGCCCAUCAGGGUGUUACCCCUCUGCGAGACUCUAUUGAACGAAGCGAUGGCCCUUUGUAACGAUACGACGGACGAAUUGACCCCGACGAAUCCCUUCAUGGAGGUCAAACGAAAAGAGAGCCCGUUGGACAUCGCCUUGCAAGGAUUACAAAACAUAACGGCCAGAAGGAACCCGAAUUACUACAUGAUAACCAACGGCAGGGGCAAAGUGGUGAGGUUUUGCCUGUUCAAGUCCGCCUACAGGCUGGGCGAAGACAUAAUCGGUACGUUCGAUUUCACCGUAGCGACCGUCAGUUGCGUGCAGGUCUCGGUGUCCUUGCAAUGCGAAGAGAAAACCACGUUGGCAGGGGAUUGUAACGAACAAAAGAGGAUAUUGACGUUCGGGAAUUUCCACGAAGUGUGCUUGGGCUACGAUUACGUGCAGUUGAUCGUGCCUAUACCGUUGCACGUUACGCCCGAAUUCGCUACGAAAUUGGUCGGUUUGAGUUGGAGAUUGCACUUCGAGUUCGUGACCAGUACGAACAGAGACAUCGCUUUGCCCAAAAUGGAGGACGCCCAUUGGCAGGCGCCGGGUGACGUCACCGUGGAGACGAUGGUGUGGAGUUUGCCCGUUAAAUUGUAUUCCACCACGCCCAAUCAAGUGGCCCAAGGGGUCGUGUCUCACGUGGAAAACAAGCUGGUCAUUAGAUAGAUUGUUGCAAAUAUAAAAUUAUCUAUAAUUAUAUGUAUAAUGUAAAAUAUUGUUAAAUGGUCAAUAAAUAUUUUUUAUAUG
Messenger RNA from Phyllotreta striolata, 1358 nucleotides. Lineage: Eukaryota; Metazoa; Arthropoda; Insecta; Coleoptera; Chrysomelidae. The record is from the annotation of a GenBank genome assembly.